CGCCAUUUCGUGAGAAGCUUGGUAAAAUUACACUUAAGCGCCGGAUUGCUGUGAAAAUUUAUGCCGAAUGACAAGUUUUUAAAUACCGCUCUGGAGAUUUUUGGAGUCGACUUGCGAACAGCAUCUUCUCAAGUUCUCAGUUGUCUUUGCGAUGUGAAACGACACUUGUCGUAAUCUCAGUUUAUAAGAAAGGCGCAAAUGUGAUUCUUGCUAUAACUCGACAAUAUUCGGCCGCCGGGUAACAAUAAAAAUAUUCACGCGCAAAAGUUCGCUACGCCAAUAAAAAACGGAUUUGAUUAUUACUUGUGAAUUAAUUAAUUAAUGCAAAUUAUAAACUCGUUGUGUGUUCAUUUGACGUCGAAACAUUAAUAUUUGCUCAGCUAAACGCAUUCCAUUUGCAACAAAAACAACACUGAAUUCAGAGUGAAGUUAUCUGUGAAAUAAAAUCGAAAAUAAUAAAGUCAUUUCUAUUUUGAGUACAUUGACUUUUUGUGUGCAUUUCGAAUUGAUUAAACGCGUAGUUAGUCAGAAAUUUUAUAAAACUUAAACGAAAACCAUAAGAAGUGUUUGCUGAAGUACAAAAACUAUAGUCAAAUGAAAAUAAAUACACAGAAGUCUGUAUAAUAUCAACUCGCCCUACCGAAAAUUCAUAAAAAGAACAAAAUAACAACAAAGGCGAGAUUUAUAUUUGAGUUAGCAGAGACUAGCACCAGUCCAGUAUGUUAAAACCGGUGUUAAUUAGCGUCUUCUGCUUUGCUGCUUUUUUGUGUGGUUUAUCCUCGGCACAGUACAACCACCCCAAUGAAACGAUGGGGAAGCCCACUUUCGGACGAUGCAUCACGCCAAAUGGGCGACCCGGUUCUUGUGUAAUAUUGCAACAUUGCAAAAAACUAUACUCUUUGCUUCUAAAUCAGCCGUUACAUGAUGUAAAUAGACUGUACUUGAGUCAAAGCCAAUGUGGUUAUCUUAAUCGAAAAGUGUUGAUUUGUUGCCCCGAUCAAAAUAGCACGCCGCUUAUACUGACACAAGCUACUGUAAAACCUAUCAAAUUGGAGCAAGGCUUCAAGAAAGCUGUGCUCUUGGACAAGAUUCCGAUGGAGUCCACAAAAACAAGGAAACUACCACGUCCCAGCAAAUGCGGACAGAUGACGUCAAGCCGAAUUUAUGGUGGCAAUGCCACAAAAAUCGAUGAAUAUCCUUGGAUGGCACUCAUAGAAUACACAAAACCAUUCGGUCGUAUUGGCCAUCACUGUGGCGGCUCCCUCAUCAACUCCCACUACAUUGUCACCGCCUCGCAUUGUGUUAAUGGCAAAGCUUUGCCCAAGGAUUGGUUGAUUUCCGCCGUACGCUUGGGUGAAUGGGACACGAAAACAAAUCCGGAUUGCGAAGUCGAUGUGCGUGGCGAGAAGGACUGUGCGCCACCGCACAUUGACGUGCCCGUGGAAAGUGCCAUACCACAUCCCCGUUAUGAUCCGAAUUCGUUAAAUCAAAUUAACGACAUCGCGCUCUUGCGUUUAAAGAAUGCAGUUACAUUCACCGAUUUCAUACGACCAAUUUGCCUGCCAUUGAAUGAUAAUUUACGCACCGCCACCUUUGAUGACAUCAUCAUGGAUGUGGCCGGUUGGGGAAAAACCGAAUCAAAAUCGAGCAGUAAUGUUAAACUGAAAGCCGAACUCGUUGGAGUGCCGCUGGAAAAAUGUCGUCAAGUUUAUUCACCACAAAGUAUUUUACUAGAGGCCACACAAAUGUGUGCUGGCGGCAAGAAAGGUGUAGAUUCUUGUCGCGGUGAUUCCGGUGGCCCACUCAUCGGUUUGGGCACGACAGGCAGAGGACGUACAUAUUACUUUUUGAUUGGCAUUGUUUCUUUUGGACCGUCAUCAUGCGGACUAGAAGGUUGGCCAGGUGUUUAUACCCGCGUAGGACACUUUGUCGACUGGAUACAAGCAACAGUUGAGUCUUAAGUUCAUACAAAAGAAUUUACAUACAAAAAGAUUAUGUUUGCCGUUGAAAGCAAGAUUACCAUUCUUUGUGUAACUACGCGGCGUGUGUUAGUGCACAUAUACACACAUACAUAUAUAGAUAUUUAAAUAAUGCACGUAGGUGUGCAUUAAUUUCCUAGUCUGGCUAGCUUAGGUCACUAUCUCUUUUCAGUUUAAGAAAAGUACCUGGGGUUUGUGCCGUUUCUUUUAUCAUUUAGCCUAAUGAUUUGUGCGCAAUUUAGUGUUUAGUUUGAAAAGGUGUGAAGUAAUGUCAAAUUUGUUGUUGGUAAAGAGAAAAGGUAUGCAAUAUGCAAAUGAUAUUAGGGGUGUACAAAAUCAAUAGCAGAUAAUUGCAUCGAAUAUGAGGCAAGGAUUUGGAGAGUAAUGACUUAGUUCAUAUUUACCGUUGGCUUUUUAAAGAAAACUAAAAUUAUUAUUUCUUGACUCUAGUAGUCGUCAAAUACUUUUUUGUGCCAACUUGUUGGUAUGGAAUUGUACAUCCAUGAAAAAAUUUAUAAUUAAUAAGAAAUUCUCAUGAUUUAGUGACCUUUUUAAAAUCUUUACUGUACCGCUACUUAAUAAAAAAACUAAAUUAUUUUAAUUAUUUAUAUGUUUAAUACCAAAAUAUUCACAAUUUUGUAAAUAAAAGUUCAAAUAUUGCGCUUAUUGAUAAAUAUACUUAUGCUCCAAGAUGCAUUUAAAUAUAGACAUGCAUGUUAAUCAAAAAUAUUUUUAAAU
This is a messenger RNA of Bactrocera dorsalis (oriental fruit fly), 2717 nucleotides long. Its product is annotated as serine protease easter. Gene Ontology annotation, biological process: proteolysis. Bases 720 to 1961 code for a protein of 413 amino acids. The transcript is spliced from 4 exons. The record is from RefSeq and is a predicted model, not a curated record. NCBI's taxonomy places the organism in Eukaryota, Metazoa, Arthropoda, Insecta, Diptera, Tephritidae. Gene Ontology annotation, molecular function: serine-type endopeptidase activity.